AUGUGGUCUUGGUGGAGUUCUGCAUCUCAACCCAUAAAUACAACUACAUCAUCAUCAUCAUCAUCAAAAACAACAGAAAUGAAUGGUUACUCACUCACUCUGGAGGAAAAGUUGCAACGAGUCACAGCUAACGACAUUGCACACGUAACAGUAAAAGAUGUGGAGCGUGUAAAGCGGCAAGUGACACCAGAAGAACUACAACGUGCGAUGCGUGUGAUGCUAGAGGAUAAUAGGUACGCUGAGGUGAUAGCGUCGGCUUCUUCUUCAUCGUUGCGUGCUGCCGCCACUGAUCUGACAGCAGUACAGCGUCACAGUUUAACGAUAGUUACAAAAACAAAUCUUCUUGCACUCUAUAAUGUUCUCUCUCAUGUGACGGAGAGACACUUGGCAGAAAUCAACGCUAUUUUCGGUUUUGAAAACUGA
Molecule: messenger RNA, 423 nt
Organism: Trypanosoma theileri
Lineage: Eukaryota; Euglenozoa; Kinetoplastea; Trypanosomatida; Trypanosomatidae
Exons: 1
Coding region: 1-423 (140 amino acids)
Source: RefSeq, a predicted model, not a curated record